AUGCUUCCUAUUUUAGAAAUUCUUGAAAACUGCCGGAGACGGGAUGUGAUAUCGAACCUUUUGAAGAUUGUUAAUGCGAUUAUAUUCGACGAUUAUGAGGUCCAAGAGAACCUCUGUUUCGUCGGCGGGAUCCCUAUAAUCAACAAGUUCGCAUCCAAGAAGUACCCACGGGAAAUCCGUCUUGAGGCCGCUGCGUUCGUGCAGCAGAUGUAUCAGACGUCGACGUUGACUUUGCAGAUGUUCGUUAGUGCGGGGGGGUUGAAUGUUCUGGUCGAGUUUCUUGAGGAUGACUAUGAAGAUGAGCGGGACCUCGUUUUAAUCGGGGUUAAUGGGAUAUGGAGCGUCUUUGAAUUACAGGGAUCGACGCCCAAAAACGACUUCUGCCGUAUCCUGUCGAGAAAUUCAGUCUUGGAUCCACUGUCCCUCGUUUUAAGCAGGGUUCUGGAUGAAGAAGGGGAACUGGCUAGGCUUUGUGAAGGACGUAUUGCGAAUAUAUUUUUCAUAUUCUCCCAGGCUGAAAGCCACGUCAAGGAGAUGGUUGCUGAAAGGACUGUUUUGCAUAGAGUUCUUAAGGAGCUGAAAAGGAUGACUCCUGUUCACCAAAUAACGAUGCUGAAAUUUAUCAAAAACCUAUCCAUGUUGUCCACAACCAUCGACUGCCUUCAAAACUCUAAUGCAAUCGACGUCCUUACGGAGCUCCUGAGAUCGAGCAUGAAAGGAACACAUUUCCGAGAAGUAUCAAAUCAAAUUCUUAACACCAUCUAUAACAUGUGCAGGUUAAGCAAACCGCGCCAGGAGGACGCGGCUUUAAAUGGCAUCAUACCUCUCCUGCAAAAAAUUGUCAAGACAGAGCGGCCAUUGAAGGAAUUCGCACUACCUAUUCUUUGCGAUAUGGCACAUUCUGGGAAAGUCGGUCGUCGAGAGCUGUGGCGCAAUAAGGGUCUAUCGUUCUACGUAUCUUUACUUUCUGAUCCGUAUUGGCAGGUCACAGCCCUCGACGCCAUAUUUACAUGGCUUCAAGAAGAGACUGCCAAAGUUGAAGAACAUCUUCUCGACGAUCGAAAUGGCCCUCCUCCCUUCAUCGAGGCUAUUGUUCGUUGCCUUACCAUAUCCAAAGCAAAUGCAUUCGAAAAUCUUCUGGAACCCCUCCAAAAGUUAUUGCGACUAAGCCCACCGAUCGCAUCGACCUUAGCCCGGCCAGAUAUGUGCAGCCGCAUCGGGCAAAAACUCCAUCACACCAAACCCGCUGUGCGGGUGAACCUUCUACGUAUCCUCUCUACAAUAUGUGACGCAACAGAGGAACAUGGCAGCCUUCUAAGCCGCUACGGUCUCCUCGACGCAAUCCGAGAACUACAAAACGAUUCACGUGUCCUCGUCCGCGAACUAGCAGUUCAGCUUAUAAAGUCGAGCGAAGAGAGCGAUGCCGCAAUGCUUGGUACCGCUGGAAUCAAGCGUCGAACAACCAUGCGGCGCAGAAGCACCUCCACGACACCUGCCACCUUAAUUUCUAGCCAUUCAAUGCCCACCACGCCGCAGGUCAGCCGGUCCAGCGCGUCGAAGCUACUCUAUGAGGGCAGGGAUACGCCGCGACGUCGCGAGAAUGGGAUCAGCAGCAGCCUAGGCCUGAGGGCCGGUAGUCGAGAUGGGAGGUCCCAAAAUGGCGGUGUUUCUGCAGCUGUUGGGGUGACCAUCGGUGGCAGUGGUGCAGGGGGUGCCGGCGGGACCGGAAAUGUGGGUGUGAAAGUGCGUCUUCCGCGUUCCAUGUCUCAGCUUCCACCAUCGUCGUCACCAUCCUCGUCCCAGCAGUCGUCGGUAUCAUCAUUAGCAACGUCGCCGCAGUUGAGUGAUCAUAUGCGAACGUCGACAUCACCGAUAAUGCCGCCGUCUUCCACUGGGAAUGCGCGAAGGCGGAGGACGAAUACGGGUGGCUCAGGAUGGACGUGA
Molecule: messenger RNA, 1944 nt
Organism: Histoplasma mississippiense
Lineage: Eukaryota; Fungi; Ascomycota; Eurotiomycetes; Onygenales; Ajellomycetaceae
Exons: 5
Coding region: 1-1944 (647 amino acids)
Source: RefSeq, a predicted model, not a curated record